This is a messenger RNA of Sclerotinia borealis F-4128, 1524 nucleotides long. The record is from the annotation of a GenBank genome assembly. NCBI's taxonomy places the organism in Eukaryota, Fungi, Ascomycota, Leotiomycetes, Helotiales, Sclerotiniaceae.
AUGUUAUCCCUCAUAGCUUGUGCCGUUGUAGCUGUAGCAUCAUCUCUAUGGUUCAUGAAACUUUUUCAAAUUGCUCUCCUAUCACCUUUAUCCCAAAUUCCCAAUGCACACUUCACGGCACCGUAUUCGAGAGUUUGGCUAUUUUGGCACCGAGAACAAAAAACCGAACAUAAAGCACGAGAUGCUGCACAUGAGAAAUACGGUCCUGUUAUUCGCAUUGCGCCGAGGGAAUUGAGUGUCAAUUGUCUUGAAGAUGGUGUUAAAACGGUAUAUGGAGGUGGGUUUGAAAAGGGAGAAUGGUAUUCGGUAUUUUUGAAUUAUGGCCACGAGGUUAUGUUCUCCAUGAGGGGGACACAGAUACAUACUGAACGCAAACGAAUGCUAUCUCAAGUUUAUUCGAAUUCUUUUAUCCAGUCAUCCGAAGCCUUGACCGAGAUCCUAAGGACUAUCAUCUACAACCGAUCUAUUCCUCGAAUGCGUGUUUGGGCCGAAGAGGGUACGCCAGUUGAUAUUUUCCAAGAAACUAAGGCCCUCUUCAUGGACAUAACAAGCGCAUACCUCUUCGGUCUGAAGAAUUCCUCCAACAUCACUGAAAACCCUGAUAUGAGAGAUAUUCUAACGAAUUUUGAGUUGAGCUUUAGUGAGCUCUUCUGGAGAGUCGAUGUUCCAAAUCUCACAAAGUGGAUGGCUCGCUUUGGGAUAAGUCCAAUAUCUGAUGAGAUAUCUCCCGCAUAUCAGGCAAUGGAGGAAUUUAUUCUCUCGAUGUCUAAUCGAGCUAGAGAUACCCUUCAGUCCGAAGAAGCCAACAAAACAACAUCUCAUCCAACAGUAUAUGCACAACUACGACAGAAACUUGAAGCUUCAAAAACCAUUCCUACAGAGCAAUUGGACACGGUCGUCGCUGCAGAAAUGUUAGAUCAUAUCGAAGCUUCACAUAAAGCAGCAUCUGUCAGCGUGAGCUAUCUCAUGUGCGAAGUCGCCCAACACCCCUCCAUUCUUUCACGUCUACAGAAAGAACUACUUUCGGUGAAUCUGGACUCAAUGUCUUCACAGCAAAUCGAUGCACUCCCAAUACUCGAUGCAUUACUCAUGGAAACAUUAAGACUCUAUACUCCCGGCUUGGGACCCUUUACUCGCGAAGUUCCCGAGAAAGGCGCUAUAAUAGGAGCUUAUUCGGUACCCGGCGGAACCACCAUCAGCGCAUCAGCAUAUGCAUUGCACCGAAACUCGAACAUUUUCCCGAAUCCUCUAGAGUGGAAUCCCAAUCGAUGGUUGGACGCGACAGCGGAGGCUAGGAAGGAAAUGAUGAGAUGGUAUUGGGUAUUUGGCAGUGGUGGACGAAUGUGCAUCGGAAACCAUUUUGCAAUUCGCAUUAUGAAAGCAGUUGUGGCAGCAAUCUUUAGAGAAUUUGAAAGUGUGGCGGUUCCAGAGACGAGAAUAGAGCUGGUGGAAGGACUCAUAGGAUAUCCUGCUGGCCAUAGUGUAAUGCUGGCAUUCAAACGGGCGGAUGCGGCUACCUCUUGA